GCGUAUGAUGUACGGCCUAUCAAAAUGCGCGCCAAAAAAACAAUGAACGCCGUUGGAAAUUGUGUUUGUUCGUUUUUACUUGUAAACAAACGCCAAACGUUUUUCGACUCGUUUGUGUUUGACAUCUCGAACUUCUCAAUUAAUUGACGAUUUUCUUGCAAAAAAAGCCGGUAAUUUACAGAAAGAGCUCAACACCUGUAAAAUUAUGGGCACCAAAAGUAAAAGGAGUCGAAAAGCCAAAGAGGACAUUAGCUCUCAAGAGGAUUCUGUGAAGGAUCAAUCGAGUGUAACCAUUGAUACAAAUGGCUCGGACUCAACAGAUGAGGAGUCUUCGUCGGCGGCAGAACCGGAAAAGAAGAAACUUGGUCGUAAACGUAAAAAACAUAGUUCCAACGUCCUUAAUGUGGAAUCAAUAGAAACUGCAGAGGCCGACACUGUUACAACCGUUAAAGAAAAUAGUAAUAAUGUGGAAACGGGAAACAACAAAAGUUAUCGCAAACGUAAAAAGCAUUACUUCAAUGCCAUACGAGCACAAAUGGAGUUUUAUUUUGGUGAUGCAAAUCUUAGCAAGGAUCGUUUUCUCAAGCAAUUAAUUGAGAAGGAUCCAUUUGUUCCAUUGGACACAUUUCUAACAUUCAACAAGAUGAAAGCUUUAACCAGCCGCGUGGAAGACAUUGCAAAAUCCCUAAGCAAUUCCCAACUAUUAGAGCUAGAUGAAGGUCAACAAAAAGUAAGACGAAAAACUCCAUUGGUGGAAAAUCGCAAUGUUGAUGAAAAAACAUUGUACGUUGAAGCACUACCCUCUACAGCCGAUCAUGAGUGGGUUCGACAAAUCUUCGAAAGAUUUGGGAAAGUUGAAUACAUAUCUCUUCCAAAAUAUGCCAAAUCGCAUAGAAUUAAAGAAUUUGGUUUUGUAGAAUUCGAAAAGGAAGACAGUCUUAAAAAGGCUUUACAGGCAUUUAAAGAAUUCAAUGGGGUAUUACAAAUGGAUGAAAAAGAUCCCUCUGAAUUGAUUAGUGUUAAAUCUUAUCUCAAAGAACAGUCAGGAGAAGAGUUGGGCGAGGAACACCCAAAAGACGAAAAUAGAAAAAGAAAUAAAGCCGAAGGACAGUCAGACGAUGCUGAGCCUAAAGCAAAAAAGCUGAAAACGGAUUCACAAGACGAGGAUCAAGAAGAAGAUCAGGGAACCGAAACUGAAGCAACAACGUCUCUUUCUGAGUCUGAAACAAAGGAUGAAGAUACAUCAAAGAAACCCGAUGAAAACGGCGACGAAGAUAAAGAAUCGAAAAAGAAGAAACGUCGAAAACGUAAAAAGAAAUCAAAAUCUGAAGAAAAACUUAAACGAAAGGCUGAACUAAAUACCGAUGUUUCCUAUUACGAGCUUAAAAUCCUACCCAAAAAAGAUUGGAAACGUUUGCGCAAUAAAUAUCUAAAUUUGCAAAGGGAAAAGGUUGCGGAAUUAAAGAGAAAGGCAUGGCGUGAGCAACAAGAAAUCAAGCAACAAAACAAGGACAAUGUUAAGGAUGAAAACAGUUCACAAAUUCCAAAUAAAACUCAGAAGAAAAAAUCGAAAGAAUCCAAACACAAACUACAAAAAAUGAACAUGAAUUUCUAUGGGGCUGCAGCAGAGGAAGAACCGCCCGCAAAAAUUCUAGCGACAGAUAAGGCACAGCAAAAUCCUGCUCUGGAACGUGCACCACUCUUUGGCUAUGAACCUGGACUCAUAGUGGAAAUGUCAUUCCUGGAACCCUGUGUAAAUAUCAAGGAGUACAAAGCUGAUAUGCGUCAAUACCCUUCUGUUAAAUAUAUUGACAUAAAGGAGGGCGCCAUGAAGGCAUAUCUUAGAUUAGAAACGGCACAAUUGGCUAAAGAAUUUGUGCAGAAAAUCAGCUGUGCUGAAUACCAGUGUCAAAUUUUAUCCGGAGAAACAGAAUCUGCUUAUUGGCAAAAAAUUGAAAAGGACCGCGAACAAAAAUUGAACAAACAAGUCAAGGUGCCACAGAAACGUGGCAGAGAGAAAGUCAAGAAGUUAAUAAGUAAACAUAUACGUUUCGGUGACGACGAUGAUAACUGAGGUACAUAGAUACCCAUAACGUGUACCUAUUGUAACAAAAUAUUAAAUAAAAAGAACUUUGUUCGUUAAAGAUAAAA
Molecule: messenger RNA, 2151 nt
Organism: Musca domestica (house fly)
Lineage: Eukaryota; Metazoa; Arthropoda; Insecta; Diptera; Muscidae
Gene: Larp7
Product: la-related protein 7
Exons: 2
Coding region: 206-2074 (622 amino acids)
Biological process (GO): RNA processing
Cellular component (GO): nucleus
Molecular function (GO): mRNA binding
Source: RefSeq, a predicted model, not a curated record